CUCACUGGGAUCACAGGGAACAUUUGCCACCUCUGCCACUCAGACCCCUUUGCAACAGCUGUCAAACAAUGGAUACCCUGCCCAAGGCUGUACUGGGAGUCAUCAUCUUCUGCUCCAUGUGGACUGGUUCCGCGGGAAAGGUUGCCUACAAGGUUGAGAAACUCUCCGCCUCGGGCAGUCCCUGUCAGUUGGAGUUGACGUGCUCUAUCCCGAAUCAAACUACGAAAUUCCACUGUUACCGAGGUAGCACCAACAUAUCUGGCGACAGCAAGCACCUUGUGGAGUCCGGAGGCAAGCAGUUGACCGUCACACCUGACCCCAACAGCAACAGCGCCGUGUACAAAUGCCUUUCGGAGGCAACCCGAGAGAACCUAUCCGUUGACGUGGCCCCAGCCUGUAACUUCAUUGGCUCUUCGUGCAUGUGCUCCCGAGUUAGGAUGGCCGUGACAAUCGCCUUCCUGUGCGUGUGGUUCAGUGCCUUGGGAUUCAGCGCCUACUUCUGCUGUGGACAGACCAGUCAGAAGAAAGCAGGGAAGAAAGGACACACCACUGCCAAAGGUCAGAAGAAAGCAGGGAAGAAAGGACACACCACUGCCAAAGACAAUGAGGAGAUGCCUGGGCCCAGCUCGGCUAAAGGAGCCCCUGAUACCAACCACCAGCCCCUGAAGAAAAAGAAAGUCAGGAACUACAGUAUGAUACCAAUAGCCGCCGAGGCACAUCCACAAGAUCCAACGUAUCAGGCCCUGGUCAAGGACAAAGAAGAAGACUACAGUGCGAUCAAGCCACAGGCGUCUGUUGGGAAGCCCGUGGUGACGUUCUCUGGACUGAACAAAGAGGUCACUGUCGAGUUCUUUCUGCCAGGUGGAGCCAAUGGCCAGGAGUGAGACAGUCAGCAGCUCACUUACAAGGCCACACAUUCUCUGUAUAAAGCAAGCCCCAGACCCUGGAUUAGACCCCAGCCUACAAGUCACUGUUGUAACUGUCAGUCUAUAUAUAAGCUCCCUGAACUCCUCGAUUAGAUCCUAGCCUGGAACUCUCUCCCUGAGAUCUGUCAUUUAGGUGUCAAUUUAGUAAUUCUGCGAUUCGAUCCCAGCCUGGAACUCGCUGCCAGGUGUCUGAUAUUGUAUAAACCCCCUGAAUCCAUCAAUGUGAUUGCAGCCUGUAACUCACUUCUGGGUCGGCGUGAUUGUAGAUAUGUUCCCCCUGAACUACUGCAUUAUCUCCCAACCUGUAACUUGCUCCAGGGCAGUUAUUA
This is a messenger RNA of Amblyraja radiata (thorny skate), 1255 nucleotides long. RefSeq lists its product as uncharacterized. Bases 69 to 884 code for a protein of 271 amino acids. Lineage: Eukaryota; Metazoa; Chordata; Chondrichthyes; Rajiformes; Rajidae. The transcript has 8 exons. The record is from RefSeq and is a predicted model, not a curated record.